Daldinia caldariorum is the source of this 1456-nucleotide messenger RNA. RefSeq lists its product as uncharacterized. The record is from RefSeq and is a predicted model, not a curated record. Lineage: Eukaryota; Fungi; Ascomycota; Sordariomycetes; Xylariales; Hypoxylaceae. The transcript has a single exon. The coding region runs from base 158 to 1285 and encodes 375 amino acids.
GAUCAGGUUGGGCACCUCCUGAGUUCUCUUAGGGACCAUAGAGCAUAUUCUCACAUCACAGAGGAAAAAGUGGGAAAACUUCCCUUGGAACUUAUCCUCACUCAUUCAAUCCAAACACGGUUUCAACUUUCAAGUCGCCAUAACGACUCUACUACCAAUGGACAAUUUUCAAGUACAUGUGGACGACUCCUCGACCUCUCGCGUCUGCACUGGAUCAAACUUUCUAUCAGACUUGGUCCAUGGCGACGGAGAAGAAGAGAGAUUCGUUGUUCGUUUUGGGAAAAGUUCCUAUAUCUUAUUCUUGACCUCUACAUCAUAUCCUUAUCCAGAAUGGGAGGCCGCCGACGCCAUUGAAUUCUGCCGCUACACUAUCACCAAGUCGAAAACAUACGGAGUUUGCGUCUUUUCACUAGGAGAUUCCAAGCUUAUGAGCGAAGGCUCGUCCGCCAAAUGCAUGGUCCUUUCUAUACUUAAAACUACAAGCCAUGGGGCAGUUUCUGUGCGGGAUGUGCAGACCUUCCGGUUCAUGAAACAAUCAGCACCUGGUUUACCUGGGGUUGACACGGACUGGAUAAGAUCGUGUCUGGGCAAAAGAAGUUGUCAAAUCAUCCUCCUUACGGUUCUGGUCAUCUUGGUGGCCUGCGCCGUUGCUUUCCUGGCUUUACGCUCGAUCUCUGGCCACCAUAAAGAUGGCAUCUGGGAGCGCUACAACAUCGACGGAAGUCGAGGGCCACGUUACCAACUGCAAUUUGACCACCACAACGUAUCCGAGUGGGAGGAACGCUACCCCAACCCAAAUCAAGAAUGGUUCCUCCGAAUCGACGACCAAGCCAUGAUCCCUCUGGACUUUGUGACCGACGAAGAGCUCCGCUACCAGCACUGGUUCCAAACGAGGUACCCCGAAGCCGACAACAUCCGUCUCGAGGGAAAAUACCUCUCAGCGGCAUUCCUCAGUGACCCGGAUAUCAUACAGGUCCCAGUCGACAAGACCUUCCACAUGGCACACUGCGUAGUGGCGUUGCGACGCUACUGGACGGCUCGGGAGUCCAAGUCGCACGUGUGUCCGCGCGAUAUCGAUUACCGCCACAUGAAGCAUUGCCUAGAUGCCUUGGACAUGUGGGCGUUUCCCGAAGGACCUCAGCACUCUCUACCCUUGUCGGGGCACGGUUCUUCGAUGCACGGCCAUGAAGGCCAUAAGACUAAUAAGGCCAGGAACACCGGGUAUUGGAUCGAUGAGUCGGAUGAUUCGAGGCUCAUUUGGAAGACUAAGGUAUGCUUCAAUUGAAUCUUAGCUGUAGAACAUGUCACCCUCCUUUUUAUGUACUUAGCAGCUUGUAUGCUGUGAAGUUUGGCUGUACAUUUUUUAUUCAAGAGCCAUGUCCUUUGCCACGAUCUACAUGACCGUCUUGACGAGUUAUUUUAAGUAGAACAGUCUAUUAGCUACAAUAUACCUGUC